Drosophila pseudoobscura is the source of this 895-nucleotide messenger RNA. RefSeq names its product Baramicin B (gene BaraB). The transcript has 4 exons. The record is from RefSeq and is a predicted model, not a curated record. Bases 93 to 803 code for a protein of 236 amino acids. Lineage: Eukaryota; Metazoa; Arthropoda; Insecta; Diptera; Drosophilidae.
UUACGACCGCUUAGCUACUAUAAAUACUGGCAGCCGGUCAAGCAGAGCUCAGUUGCAGCUCAGAAUUGUGUCUGAGAACACCACAGAAUAUAAUGAAUUCGUUUGGAUCAGUGGUUUUAGUGGUUUGUGGCGUUUUAUGCGUCGCUGCCGAUCCCCAACAAACCUACGACGGACGCAACGGGCCCCAUGUGUUUGGAGAUCCUGGCAAUCAGGUAUAUAUACGGGGACAAAAUGAAGGAACCUAUAGUGUGCCCGGUGUAGGCGGCCAAUUUCAGAACACUCCAUCGCGGGGCGAACACGUCUAUACGGAUGAAGGUGGCAACACUUAUGUGAACCGAAAAAAUGCCGGAGGACCAGGAACGCACACCAUCAGCGGUCCUAGCUUCUCAGCUACAAAUGGACAGCAUAAAAUUAUUAAGGGAAACCACGCAGACAAUGAUUUGCACGCCGGACGUCGUACCCGACGGGACCCCCAAUUGCACGUGGAACGUCCCGGUCGUACAGUAGAUGUUGGUCCGGCCGGAUAUGUUAUUCAACGUGGACGCCGCAGCCCACAAUUUCACGUUGAGCGUCCUGGUCGAACAGUAGAUGUUGGUCCCGGAGGAUUUGUAGUUCAGCGUGGACGCCGUGGCAUUAACGAUGCUCGGGUGCAGGGAGAAAACUUUGUAGCCCGUGAGAAUCAGGCUGGCGUGUGGAACUCGAAAGUUUCAGUAUGGACGCGUCCGGAUGGCCGUACAGUUUCUGUUGACCAACACGGAAAUUCCAUUGUCGGCCGACCAGGCCGACCCUCACAGCGUUUUUAGUACCUAAAUCAUACAAAUUUAUGAUAAUAAAAAUAUUUAACAAAACUUGUAGUCUUAUGUAUAGAAUAUAACGAGUUAUGAGUAAUUUUAAA